Molecule: messenger RNA, 817 nt
Organism: Nothoprocta perdicaria
Lineage: Eukaryota; Metazoa; Chordata; Aves; Tinamiformes; Tinamidae
Product: C-factor-like
Exons: 6
Coding region: 1-780 (259 amino acids)
Source: RefSeq, a predicted model, not a curated record
AUGGCAGGGCUCCGUGUCCGCUCCGUUCUGGUGACCGGGGCCAACCGAGGGCUCGGUCUGGAACUCAUCAGGCAGCUCCUGCAGCUGCCAAACCCUCCCGAGAGGGUCUUUGCAGCCUGCCGGGACCCCAAGGGAGAGCGAGCGCAGGAGUUGCAGAGUUUGGCSUCCAAGYACCCCAGCCUGGUCAUCAUCCCACUUSAUGUCACUGACCCUGCCAGCAUCCAGGCAGCUGCAGCCAGAGUUGAGGAGCACCUGAAGGGCUCUGGGCUCAACCUCCUCAUCAACAACGCGGGAAUACUGUUGAACAGGACCUUAGAUGUGGAGAAAAAGGAGGAUAUGUCUAAAGUGUAUACCACCAACACGAUUGGGCCCAUGCUGGUGAGCCAGGCGUUCCUGCCCUUGCUGAAGAAGGCUGCCCAGGGGAGCCCGAGUUCUGAGCUGAGCUGCAGCAGGGCAGCCAUCAUCAACAUGUCAAGCAUUGCUGGCUCCAUUGAAGAAGUGUAUUUAUGGGAUUUGGGGCAAAUUGUCUCCUACCGCUGCAGCAAGGCUGCUCUGAACAUGCUCACCAAGUGCCAGUCCUUGGGCUACCGGCAACACGGCAUCCUCUGUGUUGCCCUCCACCCUGGCUGGGUGCAAACCGACAUGGGGAACACAGCAGAACGAAAGCCCCCACUGACAAUGGACGUGAGCGUGCRAGGGAUGCUGAAGGUGCUCUGCUCGCUGUCUGACAAGGACACUGGGACUUUUCUGGACUGGGAAGGCAAAGUAGUUCCCUGGUGAAACACCAGCCCCAUGUUGUGCCAGGAUCCUGGCAGCA